Trichoplax adhaerens is the source of this 1725-nucleotide messenger RNA. RefSeq lists its product as uncharacterized. Gene Ontology annotation, cellular component: mitochondrion. NCBI's taxonomy places the organism in Eukaryota, Metazoa, Placozoa, Uniplacotomia, Trichoplacea, Trichoplacidae. Gene Ontology annotation, biological process: mitochondrion organization. Gene Ontology annotation, molecular function: zinc ion binding; ATP binding; ATP hydrolysis activity. The record is from RefSeq and is a predicted model, not a curated record. The transcript is spliced from 17 exons. The coding region runs from base 1 to 1725 and encodes 574 amino acids.
AUGUCUUGGAUAUUUGGAAGCAAUCGUGGGCCUAAUCAACCAGGCGGUGUACCAGUUGUUCCGGUGCCUUCUGGUGGUGGAGACGCUUCUGGAGGAGGUGACAAAGAUGGCUCGGGUGACAAAAAAUGGAGUGGAUUCGAUCCUACUGGUUUAGAACGUGCUGCUAAAGCUGCUAGAGAAUUGAAUGCAUCACCGCAUGCCAAGAAUGCUUUAGAAUUGAGUCAAAUGCAAGAGCAAACAAGGCAGUUAGAACAGCAAAGACACAUUAAGGAACAAGAAGCUGCAAUUCAUCAAUUACAAUCGGAAAGAGUACGUAUUGAACAAGAAGAAAAGAGGAAAACUUUACAAACUGAAACACAACAUCAUCAGCAGAGGGCACAAUACAACGAUCAAUUAGCUCGGAAAAGAUAUGAAGACCAACUACAACAACAGAAACGUGUAACUGAAGAAAAUUUAAGAAAACAAGAGGAGUCUGUUCAAAAACAAGAAGCCAUGAGAAAAGCUACCAUUGAGCACGAAGCUAAAGUACGGCAUGAAUACGACAUGCAACGAAUGCGGGCUGAAGUACGCGAGAAAGCUAAAACCGAUAGGGAAAAUCAAGAUUUAACGUUAGAAAAAAUAAGAGUAAAAGCCAAAGAACAACGUGAUACAAUAUUGCAAUCAAUAAGAACUGCAUCAACAGUUCUUGGAGAAGGUGCUUCUGCUUUCAUAUCGGACUGGAAUAAGAUAACCGCCACUAUUGGGGGACUUACUUUAUUGGCCUUAGGUAUUUACAGCGCUAAGCAUGGUACUGGUGUAAUUUCAAGAUUUAUUGAAGCUAGACUUGGCAAGCCUUCUCUCGUCAGAGAAACUUCUCGUAUGACUCUAUUUGGUGGGAUGCUUCGACACCCAAUACAGUAUUACCGCCGAAGAUUUACCAAGCCGGAAGACGCGCUAGAAGGUAUUAUCUUAAAGUCUACUCUAGAAAAACGUUUAAGAGAUGUAGCAAUUGCAACCCGAAAUACCAGAAAAAAUGGUGGAGUAUACCGGAAUUUAUUAAUGUAUGGACCUCCUGGAACUGGAAAGACUUUAUUUGCAAAGAGUCUUGCUAAACAUUCUGGGAUGGAUUAUGCAAUUAUGACUGGUGGAGAUGUUUUACCUUUGGAAAAUGAAGGCGUCAGUGCUAUUCAUAAAGUGUUCGAUUGGGCUAAAACCAGUAGACGUGGAUUAAUGUUGUUCAUUGACGAAGCUGAUGCUUUUCUUCGAAAACGUAACACUGAAACUAUGAGCGAAAAUCUUCGAAGCACAUUAAAUGCCUUCCUUUAUCGUACAGGAGAUCCAUCAAAGAAAUUUAUGUUGGUUCUUAGUAGCAAUCAACCAGAUUUGUUCGAUUUUGCCAUAAAUGAUCGAAUUGACGAAAUGGUCAAGUUUCAUUUACCGGAUCAAGUGGAAAGAGAAAGGCUAAUACGAUAUUACUUUGAUAAAUAUGUACUGCAAGCAGCGGAGAAAAGAGGAACAAGCCGCUUAAAAGUUGAAUCGAUGGACUUUAAUAGUAAAGUGAAGGAAAUAGCGAAAAAAACUGAGGGGCUAUCUGGACGUGAAAUAUCAAAGCUCGGUGUUGCAUGGCAGACAAGCGCGUUUGUAACUGAUGAUGGAGUAUUAACAGAAGAUGUUAUUGAUGCUCGUGUAAACGAAAUGGUAGACCAACAUAGGCAAAAGAUUGAAUGGAAAACGCAAAUUGAUUAA